Rhinichthys klamathensis goyatoka is the source of this 867-nucleotide messenger RNA. RefSeq names its product inositol 1,4,5-triphosphate receptor associated 2-like. NCBI's taxonomy places the organism in Eukaryota, Metazoa, Chordata, Actinopteri, Cypriniformes, Leuciscidae. The record is from RefSeq and is a predicted model, not a curated record. Gene Ontology annotation, cellular component: meiotic nuclear membrane microtubule tethering complex; lateral element; nuclear outer membrane. The coding region runs from base 1 to 858 and encodes 285 amino acids. Gene Ontology annotation, molecular function: dynein complex binding. Gene Ontology annotation, biological process: spindle assembly; actin filament organization; homologous chromosome pairing at meiosis. The transcript has 7 exons.
AUGGCCUCCGAGAAGCCGACCGGACGACCGGGGUCUUCAGAAGAAGACGUUGUUCCCCAUCUCUCCUCUUUCAGGCUCGUGUCCCAGAGUCAUGCAUGCAGCGUCCCAAGCCUUUCCAUCGACUCCGGGACAUAUUCACUGGAGCGCUGCCACAUGCUUGAGAGCGGUGAAGAUUUGACAUCAGAGAGUCCUCUAUGUGAUUGUGCCGAAACAAACGGCUUUUCAGAGGAAGAACUCCUGAACAUAACUUUUGAAGCAUGUGACACUACUGGCAAAGGAGAGGUCCAGGCCUCCACCGUGGUGCAGUAUCUCCAGGCCAUGACUCUCCAAAGCUCCGGUCAGGACAAGCUGACCGAUUUACACCACUUGCUGGACCCAGAGAGCCAGGACCAUCCCGUUAGCAGAGAUGUGUUCCAUGCCACCAUGAGAGAGUGGAUCGCACAGUGCGGCCGAGACGGAACUCCUGAGGAUAAAAACCAGGCAACAGGAACAGCCUUAAGAAAAGUAUCUAGGACUGACUAUCAUCUUCCUUUAAGCGAGGCCACGUUCACAGAUCGAGCUGAAUGUCAUUGUGAGUCUGGAGAUUUGUCAGGUUUAGUGUCUGAGCUCACACACACACAGCACAGGCUGAGUGAGCAGAACAUCAGCAUGCUGAGGAGUGUGUCUCAGUGUGAGGACACCAUCCUACAGCUCAGUCUCGAGGUAUCAGAGCUGCACACCAAACUGGCCAGCAGUGCGCAGCUGUAUGUGGCGAGAGCACGGUCUCUUUCAGAGGAGCUUGAUGAAACCCAGUGUGCGCUGAGGGAGAGCCGUGACGAAGCCGCAAGAGCUCAGGCCAGCAACUGUGCAUUAGUAUGAAUCAUUCAU